GAAGAGGAACGUCAAAGACAAGAGGAGGAAGCGGCAUUGGAGAGGGCCCGCGCAGAGGCAGCAGCGGAGAUGCACAGACAACAGGAGCGAGAGCGAUUGGAGGAAGAAAGGAUUCGUCAGGAGGAAGAGGAGGCCCUAGCGAAUGCUCGUGCAGAACAAGAGGAGUGCACGCGCUUGGAGGAGCAGCGACAGAGACAGGAGGCAGCCGAGGAGAUGCGCAGACAAGAGGAGAGGGCACGAUUGGAGGAAGAAAGGCGACGACGAGAGGAAGAGGAGGCCCUUGAGAAGGCACGCGCUGAGGAAGAGGAGCGCUCACGCUUGGAGGAGGAGGAGCGGCAGAGACAGGAG
This is a messenger RNA of Symbiodinium necroappetens, 348 nucleotides long. NCBI's taxonomy places the organism in Eukaryota, Dinophyceae, Suessiales, Symbiodiniaceae. The record is from the annotation of a GenBank genome assembly.